This is a messenger RNA of Lachnellula hyalina, 2946 nucleotides long. It is a transcript of the gene MLH3, whose product is annotated as DNA mismatch repair protein. Gene Ontology annotation, biological process: mismatch repair. Gene Ontology annotation, molecular function: ATP binding; ATP-dependent DNA damage sensor activity; ATP hydrolysis activity. Gene Ontology annotation, cellular component: mismatch repair complex. Bases 1 to 2946 code for a protein of 981 amino acids. The transcript is spliced from 2 exons. The record is from RefSeq and is a predicted model, not a curated record. Lineage: Eukaryota; Fungi; Ascomycota; Leotiomycetes; Helotiales; Lachnaceae.
AUGUCGAUACAGCCGUUACCUCCAGAUGUUAUUGCACAAAUAAAAUCUUCCAUCGCCAUUACCAGCCUCAACGGAGUGUUGCGCGAGCUAGUGAAGAACUCCCUGGAUGCUAGCUCUACCAAGAUUGAUAUCAGUGUCAACUAUGCCCGAGGAAGUUGUGUUGUUGAAGAUGAUGGCUUGGGGAUCCUGCCUAGUGAGUUUCGUGAGGGUGGUGGCCUUGGGAAGUUGUAUCAUUCCUCAAAGAUAAACAGUGAGAACCAAGUGCACGGUGGUCGUGGUAUAUUCUUGGCCUCUUUAUCAUCUCUGGCUCUGUUAUCCAUCACGUCUCACCACCAUUUGCAUCGUUCCCACAACACCUCAAGUAUGCACAAAUCCGAAGUUGUGGGACGCCAAACCCCAGCUCCAGCCCAGCAAUAUCUCCAAUACCCUGAUCAUGGAACACGUGUGACAGUACGUGAUCUGUUUGGGGGCAUGCCAGUUCGUGUGAGGCAGAGGGCCAUCGCUGCCGAGAAGCAGGGUGGAAAUAGCAAGGAUUGGGAAGAGCUGAGGAGAAGCAUUGUCGCACUUUUACUGUCCUGGCAAGGAACUGUUUCUGUCACAGUACGCGAAGCUGAAUCACCCCAGAGGAUGACCUUUCGGCCUCAAACGGAUUUCUCACUUAACCCCGUCCCUUCAGCUGGUGUCAGUAUCCCAAAAACCUGUACCCUUUUGUCACAAGCCUCUUUUAUCACACCUGCGGAUAAGCUGUCUUGGGUCACCAUUACUGCUUCUAUAGAUUCAUUGACCAUUAAUGGCGCGAUCUCUCUUGAUCCAUCUGCCACCAAGCAUGUCCAGUUCCUUUCCUUCGGCAUACAGCCUUUAAUGCCAUUGGACGGUCAGAGCAUACUUCAUGACGAGAUAAAUCGGCUUUUCCUAAAUUCGGCUUUCGGGAACGAGGAAGAGGCAGGAGAUCUUGCAGAUGCGGAGAGGAUCAGAAGAGAGAAUGAUGGUCGAUACAAAUCUGACGGGUACACCAACAAAGAGCUGAAAGGUGGCAAGAAGGGUGUGGAUCGGUGGCCGAUGUUCUAUAUCAACAUCCAGCAAGCAUUGAGUUUGAAGAAUCAUAGAAACGUUGAUGUAGAUGAUGUGUUGGAUGAUAAAGGUAGCAGUCUUGGUACAAUUUUGGAGCUAUUGCGGGCUAUGAUUUUGGAAUUUCUCACUCAGCAUUAUUUCCGGCCAAAGGCCGGCCGAGGACAUAAACCACGACGCAAGAAACAAGAGGACGUCCUGUCUCAGACCUUGGUGAAGUCACUACAAGACGCUGGGAACGAUGCCACAGAUGCUUUCAGAAUCUCUCGACCAACAUCAGCUCCGAAUUUCGAGGCUGUCAAAGAUUCAAGUAUUAAACGGAAGAAGCCAACAGCUGUGGAUGCCCUUGGCACAAAUGUUAAGCUUCCGUCAUUUCGUCGUUCUUCAUCCCAAGUUGACUCUCCGUUUGAUGGAUGGUCCAAGGUCAAGAGAGGAGCUGCCGUUCCCAAAUUGAAUUACAAAACCGAGCCCCAUCACCGACCAGCAAGCGCCUCACCUAGCGUAGGAAGACAAGGUCCAAAUAUCCAUUCAAUGGAAGGGAUUUCCAAGCCACUGCUAUCCAAGAGUGGGAGACUCAUUCGUCGCCCAUUUGAAGACCUUGUCACUUCUACGCCUCAACCUAGAGCUCGGCCACCCUCUCAGCCAAAAAUUCAAACUACAGAACAAGAUAGUGAAGGUGAUGAGUUGGUCGAAUGGAUCAACCCUGUCACCAAAGUCAAGUCUCUUGUCAAUAAACGAACUGGCCUCACAGUAAUAGCUAGCAAAGAAAAACGAGAUAACCAAUCAGGCAAACAUGGCAUCCGUCAAGGAUCUCUAUACUCUCAGCAAAAUCUCAAACGAUUCACGACUCCGCCCACUGAUUCCACAAGUCCUUGGAUCAGGAAUAUCUUGAAGACGUGGGAGAAUCCCGUCUUCAACCCAGUCGAGCCCUCAAUUCAGCAGGUCGCCACCGAAGGCGUAAAUACAGCUACCCAAAGCAUUCUACAUGGCCGGCAACAUCACUGCUCACAAAUUGACAUUGAUCGAGCAUUCAAGGAAUCCUCUGCUGGUAUUACUGACCGUAUAUCUAAAGAUGCGUUAAGGAAUGCAGAGGUUAUCUCGCAAGUUGACAAGAAGUUCAUUCUGGUGAAACUCCAUUCUUCAACACAUCUGGGAGAGACUGCAAAAAAUGGAAUGCUCGUGAUUGUUGAUCAACAUGCUGCUGAUGAACGAAUCCGAAUUGAGGCCCUGAUGGAAGAGCUGUGUACUCCGCCCAUGGAAGGGAAUCCUCCUCUCCCAAUAGAAUCCAGAAUCCUCACUACUUAUCUCGACAAGCCUCUCGCAUUCGAAAUUUCUGCGAAAGAGGUGGCGCUCCUCGAUACACACAGGAGGCAUUUUGCAGAUUGGGGAAUCUUAUAUGAUCUCCCUGCUGCUCCUCAGCCCGACCGGGCUCAGCGACUCCAGAUAAGGUAUCUUCCACCCGGUAUCAUCGAAAGAUGCAAACUCGACCCGCGUGUCUUGGUAGAAUUAAUCCGCACCGAAGCCUGGAACUGCUCCGAGAAAGCACAUACAGCCAAUCCUCCGACAGAUCAAGACUGGCUUCACCGCAUCCACAAUUGUCCCCAAGGAAUUAUCGACAUGCUGAACUCACGCGCUUGUAGGAGCGCAAUCAUGUUCAAUGAUGAAUUAAGUAGGGAGCAGUGCGAGUUGUUGGUGAGGAAGCUUGCGGGGUGUAUGUUUCCGUUUCAGUGUGCGCAUGGGAGGCCAAGUUUGAUUCCAUUGGUCAAUCUGGCAGGUUUGCGGAUGGGAUCUACUCUUGAACAACCUUCGGAGGGUGUUGAGAGCUUUGGGAAAGCUUUUGGUGCUUGGUCGCAAACUGUACGAACGAUUACAAAAUAA